Messenger RNA from Oncorhynchus tshawytscha (Chinook salmon), 2307 nucleotides. RefSeq names its product nuclear inhibitor of protein phosphatase 1. Gene Ontology annotation, molecular function: protein binding; protein serine/threonine phosphatase inhibitor activity; mRNA binding. The coding region runs from base 106 to 1164 and encodes 352 amino acids. Lineage: Eukaryota; Metazoa; Chordata; Actinopteri; Salmoniformes; Salmonidae. The transcript is spliced from 7 exons. The record is from RefSeq and is a predicted model, not a curated record. Gene Ontology annotation, cellular component: nuclear speck.
GAGACAGAGAGAUUUGGCUGUCAAGGGUUUAACCCCACAAAACUACAAUUCCCAAAGCAAGGGAGCAUUUUACCCAGCGGGUUUGUGAAUGGAGAAUCCUGCAAGAUGGCGACUAAUGCAACUGCUACAAACUUACCAUCUUUUGAUUGUCCAACAUGGGCAGGCAAGCCCCCUCCAGGACUCCAUUUGGACGUGAUGAAAGGUGACAAAAUGGUCGAGAAACUGAUCAUUGACGAGAAGAAGUACUACUUAUUCGGGAGGAACCCGGACAUGUGUGAUUUCACCAUCGACCACCAGUCAUGUUCACGCGUGCAUGCUGCCCUGGUCUACCACAAGCACCUGAAGAGGGUGUUCCUUAUCGAUAACAACAGCACACAUGGUACCUUUCUGGGACACAUCCGCCUGGAGCCCAAUAAGCCUCAGCAGGUCCCCAUAGACUCCACCAUGUCGUUUGGGGCGUCCACACGAGCCUACACCAUCCGGGAGAAACCUCAGAGCCAGCAAGGAACCAACUCCGCCACGGGGGACAGCAAGGCCGGAGAGGACGAGGAGGGGUCUAAGGGUCUCUUAGGGUUACCAGAGGAGGAGACCGAGCUAGAGAACCUGACGGAGUUCAACACGGCCCACAACAAGCGCAUUUCCACCCUGACCAUCGAGGAGGGCAACCUAGAUAUCCAGAGACCCAAGAGGAAGAGGCGGAACUCAAGAGUCACCUUCAACGAGGACGAUGAGGUCAUCAACCCGGAGGACAUUGACCCCUCAGUGGGGCGCUUCAGGAACAUGGUGCAGACUGCUGUCGUCCCUAUAAAGAAACAGAAAAUGGAGAGGCACGGCUCACUUAGUAUGGAUGACGUUGUGACGAGGCGCAUCCACAACUACACCUUCGGCGGCGGCCUUUACGGGGACCUGCCACCCACUAGCCACGAGGGCCACCCUACCGGGCCCCCGAGCGGAGCCACUAUUCUGGGCGGUCUCCCUCUGCCCUUCCCCAACCCGGCCCCAGAGGUGAACCUGGCCCCGGACGCCCCCCAGCCACCUGUCACCCUCAACCCUGUCCCCGUCACAGGCCCCUAUCCCUCCGAGGUCCUCAACGAGCCCCGCAAGAAAAAGUAUGCCAAAGAGGCAUGGCCAGGCAAGAAGCCCACCCCCUCCCUACUAAUCUAACCCUCUCCCUACACUACGGCUCUUUCUCAAUUAGUCUUUCCUCUAUUCCUUGUGUCCUCUCUCAUGCAUUGGAGAAGAUCCAAGGUGUUUCCUCUUGGAUCUUUUCCAAUGUAUUUUGAGUCUGAGGCGAGAGGACACGAAGAAUCCAGGAAAGACAAAUUGGGAAAGAGCCUAUGUGGUGGAGACAGGGCUGACUCUCAGGGUAUGGGCGGAGACAUCAGGGACCAUGACCCGUUGGAGGCGGAUCGAUUUUACUUAUAAAACUGUUUUCUGGAUUUUAUAGUUUUGUCAAUGUUUUCUACGUUACUUCCUCGUUCUCCUAAAGAUUAUCCCAAAGACUUGAGUAGUACAUUCCAUGAAGACAGAAACACCACUCCUUUGGGAGCUGAAUGUUUGAUGCGUUUUACAAAUUAAGUCCUAUAUAUAUAAAAAAAUAAAAGGCAGUUCUUGGCAGACCAAGUCAGUUGGUCAAGUAAGAGUAACUUGUGGCAUAAAUCGGUGGCCCAUGGCCGUGGUAUAUUAUCUCUAAUUGAUAGCCGGGCAUCGUGCAGGGAAACAAACACGAAGCGGAUGUAACUUAGGAAAACAGCCCUUAUGUUGGAAACAAACAUUAUGUUCUCAUCCAGAUUCACAUGUAUUUAUUUUCCAAGCUACAGCGCAAGUAUUUACAGGAGGUUUUUAAAGGACCUGCUCCAUGUUAUCAUUUUUGCCAUGGAAAGAAACGUUGCGAUACUGGUAUCAUCACAGCCUAAUCGUUAUAUGGUUGGUCACUGUGAGUUCCAUAUUACUAUCUCCACUUCCUUCUAUACGGUCUCAGUAUUGGUUUGAAGUUGUGCGUAGUAUUUUUGCUCACUGUAAACAUGAGCAUUCGGAAAGUAUUCAGGCCCCUUGACUUUCCACAUUUUGAUAUGUUAGUCUUAUUCUAAAAUGGGUGAUUUUUUUUUUUCUUAUCAAUCUAAACAAAAAACCCAUGACAAAGCAAAAACGGGUUUUUAGAAAUUUUAGCAGAGUUAAAAAUAAAAGGCUGAAAUCACAUUUUCAUAAGUAUUCAGACCCUUUGAAGCACAUUUGGCAGUGAUUACAGCCUCAACUUCUUGGGUAUGACGCUACAAGCUUGGCAGACCUGUAUUUGGGGAGUUUCUC